Molecule: messenger RNA, 337 nt
Organism: Paramecium octaurelia
Lineage: Eukaryota; Ciliophora; Oligohymenophorea; Peniculida; Parameciidae
Source: the annotation of a GenBank genome assembly
GAUGGAAGAACAAUUCAGUAAAAUAACCACCAUUACUUGCAGACCUCCUGAAAUGAUUGAUGUGUUUAAACGGCAAAUCAUAGAUUUCAAAGUUGAUAUUUGGCAAUUAGGAUGCAUCCUAUAUCGUUUAUGUUUUAGAAAGUCUCCAUUUUAAGAUAUCAAUAAAGUCUCCAUUGCACAAGCUGAGUUUGAAAUACCACAAUCGUAAUUGUCGCAGAAGACUUUGUCUUUGAUUUAGAAGAUGUUACAAUAGGAUCCAAAAAAGAGACCCAAUCUUAAAGAAUUGAAAUUAUUCCUUUAUAGUAGAGAGGCUGAUGAUGGCGAUGGUUUUUAAUGA